CGGGAACCGGCCGGGGCGGGGCGAGGAAGCGGGUGGCCGCCCGGGUCGCUGAGCGCUGUGGCUGCACCACGACCCUGGUGCAUCUGUCCGUCUGUCCGUCCGUCCACCCGCCCAGCCAUGGCUGCGCUGACCCCCACGCCACGGAUCCUGUUGCUGGUGCUGUUGCUGCUACCGCCGCCUCCGGGUGCCCAUGGUGAGGUGUGUAUGGCUUCCCGUGGACGCAACCUCUUCCCUGAAAUCUGUCCUGAUUUCUGCUGUGGCACCUGUUACUACCAGUAUUGCUGCUCUGAUGUGCUGAAGAAAUUUGUGUGGAACGAGGAAAGGUGUGCUGUGCCUGAGGCCAGUGGGCCUACCGACAUGGAGCCACUGGAGCAGCUGGGCUCAGCGCUGAGGUUUCGCUCCAGCUUGGAUGGCGAUCCCAUGUCAGGGUUCGGGGCGACUGUAGCCGUUGGCCUGACCAUCUUUGUGCUCUCUGUUGUCACCAUCAUCAUCUGCUUCACCUGCUCCUGCUGCUGCUUGUACAAGAUGUGCCGUCGACCACGUCCGGUCGUGACCACCACCACGGCCACCACCGUGGUGCACGCCCCUUACCCACAGCCCCCAAGUGUGCCGCCUAGCUACCCUGGACCAACCUACCAGGGCUACCACCCCAUGCCCCCACAGCCAGGGAUGCUGGCAGCACCCUACCCGACGCAGUACCCACCACCCUACCCAGCCCAGCCCAUGGGCCCCCCGGCCUACCAUGAGACAUUGGCUGGAGGUGCCGCCACACCCUACCCUGCCAGCCAGCCUCCUUACAACCCGGCCUACAUGGACCCCCCGAAGGCAGCCCCCUGAGCACGCCCCUGCAUCUCUGGUUGCCACUUGAUAUGUCGUGUGUGUGAAUGGGUAUGCAGGCACGGUCCUUCUCUCCCCGUGCGUAGUGUGUGUGUCCUGUUUGUACACAAGGAUUCUUUUGAUGCUGACGAGGUGGGGAACAAUCCUUGCCAGAAUUGCUGGGACCAUAUUUUGUUCUCUUCCUCACUUGAAAUUAUGCUUCCUUGAAAUCUCAAGCAAAAUUAAAAAAACGGGUGAGAGUUCUUUUCCAGACCACCCCAGGGAGACCAGUUGUGGCUCAUCACACUAGAAUAGCACAGCUUUCUGUGGGCAAGCUGCACACAUGUUCUUGGCAGAACGGUUAGCCAUUGCUCGAGGCCAUAGCUUGUCCCCAGGGUGUGCGGUACCCUUGGAAGAAUCAGAGCCAUGAUGCAGGCAAGUGGGUGUGGCUUGACACCUGCUUACGUAGGGUUUCAAUCCUUUUGGCAGAUGUCCUAUAGAUCCUCGGAGCCUGUACCAUGCCCAGUGGAGGGUGGGCAGCCUUCUGAUAAAACAACUCGAGCAGAGCCACACCCACCCCUAAUAAUGUCUGCCUGGACUGCCCUGCAUCCUCCCUGGGACCACCUGGAAGGCCACAUCCACCCACAGUUCUGGCUUCCCUUGCUGGCCCUGGCCCCCACCACAGGUGGGCAGGGUGGUCUCUGUCUACCUACACACUCAGGUGUCCUCCCUGCAGUGUUUUUGUUUACUUUUAGCCAAAUAUUUUGCCUGUUUUCUGUUUCAAAAUGUGUGUGAUAGUUGCCGUGAGGCUGACACCCCUGAGUCCUGGAGGGAAACUGGGCCACAGAGGAGAGGCACCAUCUGACCUCUGAUAGUUCCUGCUUCCCCUGACACCAGCCUCACAGAAUAUCCAGCUCCUGUACACUAGUCGACACUUUGUCCUGGCAGCGGGGACACCUGGGCCAACAGGCCGUCUGGACCAAAGGUGGAGGGGGGCCCUGGGUGGCUGCUCUGGCCCAGACAUGAAUACCUCGGUGUUCCCUGUUCCUCUGUUAAUGUCUCACCAGAUCUGUCUUAGCCUUGUACUUGUUCACGUAUUUUUGAGAGUCUAGGGUCUGCACCCUUGUUUAUAAUAAAUGCAAACAUUUGGA
This is a messenger RNA of Ceratotherium simum simum (southern white rhinoceros), 1967 nucleotides long. RefSeq names its product shisa family member 5 (gene SHISA5). NCBI's taxonomy places the organism in Eukaryota, Metazoa, Chordata, Mammalia, Perissodactyla, Rhinocerotidae. The record is from RefSeq and is a predicted model, not a curated record.